AUGUGUGGAAAAAAUAAGACAAAAGUCACAGAGUUUCACCUCUUGGGAUUCUGCAAUCUUAAUAACUUUAGAAUUUUAUUUUUCAUCGUCCUACUUGUCAUUUACACUGUGAUAGUGGUCGGGAACCUUUUGAUCAUCCUAUUGGUGUCAUUUAUUGACCAUCUACAGAUUCCAAUGUUUUACUUCCUCAAACAUCUAGCUGUGGCCGAUCUUCUUCUCACCACCACUGUGGUACCAUUUAUGUUGGACAUAAUACUUAAGGAGGGAGCAGUCAUUUCUGUCAUUGUUUGCCUCUUUCAGCUUUUUUGUUUUGGUAUUUUUGUGACUAUUCCGUGUUCCCUGUUGGCCGUAAUGUCUUAUGAUCGAUAUUUAGCUAUCUGCAACCCCCUUCAUUAUACCUUUUUGAUGAACCCUAAGAGAUGUGUGCAGCUCAUCUUUGUAUCUUGGUCUUCGGUGGUCAUUGUAGUGUCAAUUGAAAUGGUCUCAAUAAGUCAGUUUGAGUUUUGUGGCCUGAAUACUAUUGACCAUUUUGUCUGUGAUCUUCACCCAAUUGUAGAAUUAUCAUCUUCUGAUACCUCUGUUUUCAUAAUGGAAGACUUUAUCUUCUCCAUCAUCAUAGUACUCUGUCCAUUUGCUUUCAUUAUUAUGACAUAUAUCUACAUAUUUAUCAUUAUAGUGAAUAUUUCUUCCUCCACUGGAAGAAAAAAAGUCUUCUCCACAUGUAGCUCCCACCUGACCACAGUGUGCACCUAUUAUGGGACCCUCAUCACAGUUUACAUAAUUCCAUCUGAUAAUAGCCAUAGUGAUGUGAAUUUGUACCUAUCUCUUCUGUAUUUUGUGGUGACUCCAUUUAUGAACCCAAUUAUCUACAGCCUAAAGAACCCGGAAAUCAAAAGAGCUAUGAAGAAAGUAGUGAAAAGAACCAGAAUAAUAAUGAGGGGACAAUAA
This is a messenger RNA of Hyla sarda, 948 nucleotides long. Its product is annotated as olfactory receptor 11L1-like. Gene Ontology annotation, molecular function: G protein-coupled receptor activity; olfactory receptor activity. Gene Ontology annotation, cellular component: membrane. The record is from RefSeq and is a predicted model, not a curated record. Gene Ontology annotation, biological process: G protein-coupled receptor signaling pathway. The coding region runs from base 1 to 948 and encodes 315 amino acids. The transcript has a single exon. NCBI's taxonomy places the organism in Eukaryota, Metazoa, Chordata, Amphibia, Anura, Hylidae.